This is a messenger RNA of Zootermopsis nevadensis, 4919 nucleotides long. The record is from RefSeq and is a predicted model, not a curated record. NCBI's taxonomy places the organism in Eukaryota, Metazoa, Arthropoda, Insecta, Blattodea, Termopsidae.
CGUAACGUUCAUGUAGGGAGCGGCUUGCAAAAGUGUAUUGUGAUUAGUUAUUUGAAUUUCUAGUGAUUAAUUAUUCUUCCCAAGGUUUAUAAUUAUGUCAGAAGAAGUGGUGAAGAGUGAGGAUAUAUGGACUCCAUAUAAAGAGAUGCAGAGUAUAGUUGAAGCAGUUGUUUCCAGACCUGUUCAAGGUGUGCUGAAGCAGGUGGAAGGUGUUCUUCGGAAACACAAACAAAAUUUCAUCACAUUACUUAAAAACCCACCCAAGAAUUCUAAGAGUCGUGAAGAGUUGUACAAAGGGAUUACUGAAGGUGUUUCACUUCCUGGAAUUGGACACCAGAUUUUGCCAAAAGAGCUGGUGGAUGAAGCAAUCAUUAUAUCAGAUAUGUAUGACCUGAAUGAAUACAUAGCCCUGGAUCUUCUGUGCACAGCUGAACAGCAAAUGCCAUAUUACCCUGGACUGACACGUGGCUUGGUAGCAGUUCUGCUGUAUUAUGAUGGGCGUAAAUCAAUUGCAACAACACUUCGUGCACUUGUCCAGGCCAGAAGAGGCAUUUCUUGGACCAUGGAUUCCUCUGAAGAAGUGUUGACAUAUAUCACUGAAUAUACGCAAGAACUUAUGGAGUAUGGCCUCAUCAACAAGAUUCUGGAGUUAUUACAAACACUGGACCUUUCAAAGGAGAUUGAGCUACUCCAGCAGAAUCGAGCCCUCGGUGGUCCUCAUCAUUACCGUCAGGUAGAAGAUUUGUUCACUGGUAUUCGGCAGACGCUGGCAGAUGUCAUCUAUUUCUGGGCAGCUCAGUGUGGUCUCCCCAAGGACCCUACCUUCAAGUUGAUAAGUCACUUGAAAGCUACAACUCUGCAAGAAGAUGCUACAGGAGGUAUUGAUAAUGUGACUCUUACCCUGAUAAUGGCUUUGCUGUAUGCUCUAGAUUUGAGUAUUCUUCAGCAACGAGAGAAUGGAGAGCAACUUGUGCAGAAGUUGCCACUCUUAGCGGAACCAGACUUUAUCAGAGAUUUGAUACAUCAACUGCCCCCUUCUGGUGGCAGAGGUUGGGAAUGUUCAGGUUUACAGGGACUGGUAAAUCUUGCCUGGGGUUUAUCUUUGGCCACACUUCAUCUGGCACCCUCAAAUCUUCACCCAGAAGAAGGUUCUAUUGAUGAUGAUGAUUUACUUGUGGAUGCAGCCAUUGACAUGAAAGCAUUUGAUUUUCUUCAUCAUACGAUUCUAGAGAAUGAGACUGUUUAUAAAGAGGAAUUUUAUAUAAAACGGUUACAUUGCCUCUUGACUGACUUCAUUGUGUUGAUGCCUCUAAAACUGAAAGACCUUCGCAAUAGAGCAGAUGAGACUGCACGCACCAUACAAGUUUACACCCAUGAGGGAUUGGAGCCUCCGUCUCACCUCCCUCGUCACUAUGAGCACCUGCUGAUUGCUAUAGCUCGGUUGUACCAGAACACCAACACCCAAGGGCAUUUGAAAUUGAAUUUAGUGUUGGAUUAUUGGAAAUCAGCUGACGUUUUGCCUGCGGCUGCAUCUGGAUCCACAUCCUACCAUUUCCGCUCAUCAACCAGACAGACAUCUCUGUCCAAGUUUGUAAGUGGGUGUGCUGACCUGUUGCCAGCACUUCUGUUUGUGCCAUACAUGAAGAUGCUGUGCAGCCUGGCAUCACACCCACAGGCUGCUCGACAUGCUUUCAACCUCCUCAAACAAAACGUCCUGGGGAACUCAGUGAAUGUCUCUUGGGAUCAUUUCUUCCAGUCACUGAACAGGUAUUACAGUAAUUUACGUCAAGAACUACCCCCUACCACAGACACUGUAUACAGACAUAGGAACUACCCACGAGGCAUCACCCCUCAGGAGAUUCAAGGUCUUCAGGCUGUUUUGGCAGUCAUCCGAACUAUAGCAGAAAAUGAUGAAAUGGCUCGAGUUGCACUGUGUGACAACCCAAAUUGGGCCCCUCUCACUGUUUUGUUAGGCUUGGUCAGUUGCUCUGUUCCUAUUCCACUCAAGGCAGAGUUGCUGCUAACUCUUGCAGCACUUGCAAAAACUCCAAAUAUUGCUGCUACUUUGUGGCACAACUUGGAGGCAUCACAAAUUCUAACUACAGUGGCAAGCACAAGUAAUUAUCAACCACGUGGCAUUCAGACAGAGCUGGAAGAGAUUGAGUCCCGCAAUGAGGAGUUCCCUCUCACUAGGGCCCUGUUACACCUGCUAGAUGUACUGACAGAUGUUCCAGUUCCAAGGUUGCUGGGUGUAGGCACCCGAACCCCGGGCUUUGACCCCUACCUGAACUUUGUCAUCAACUCGGUGUUUCUACGUUUUAACACUCGUUCUUACAAGAAUUCAGAUGAGAAGUGGGCUGUUGCUAAAGGCUGUCUGAAAUUGAUGACCAAGUUCCUAUCACAAUAUGAGCCUCGAGCUGAGGACUUUGUGGGAAGUCACGUGGAGCUACAGAGUGGCGGUACUGCCCAAGUGAACCCUCACCCAGGUUACCACAUCAUGGUCUACCUCAACACGAAGUCAGAACUGUUAAGACUGGUGUUGUUUCUUUUGGAUGAGGGCUGUCACCUCUUGGACACGUAUUCAGUGUUUCCUGGGAAAGAAUUGCUAGAAGAUAGUAUGUUGAGCUGCCUGGAUCUGCUGGACAGAGCCUUGGCACAUCAGCAGAAGUUCUUCACAUUUAUAAGCAACUCAGGUUGCUCACUGCUUCUUGCUGGACUCAACAAACUUUUGCUUGGUGUCAACCCUCGUAGUGGCAAACCUGACCACCUUCUGAAUGUGACUAAAUAUGUAACAUACAGUGCAUGGCUCCCUCAUCACGCACUGUCUUCAGUAAGGAUUCUGCUGGCCAUUACCAUGUAUCCUACUUCACACAAUCAGCUUAUUAGUGCAUUCACCUCAUCUCAGGUGCACAGGAUGGAGAUUCGUCAUGGUUUUGUGGAAUGCCUUGAAGCAGAUGAAAUUUUUUCUGGAGAUGAAAUUGACGGUGAGGAAAUGGGUGUCGUGGGAAAGACGAAGGAAGCCAUUCUGAAACUCUUGCAGCAGUGUUUGUCUCAUUCAUCACCAAAUCUUGCCCACUAUCUGUUUGGUUUUGAAAUUAACAAGGAUAUUAAGAAAUCAACAUUUCAGCAACCUGGUGUCAUGGGAUUCCCUCGAACAUGCCUUCACUCUUUACUCACCAUCUUGGAUUCAUCAAUUACUGCGCAGUCUAUGUCAUCUUCAGCAGUUCCUAAGCCCCGAUUGCUGGACUCUGCGUAUUGCAUGCUAUAUUCACUUUGUGCAAAUUCUAAGACUUCGGAACCUGUUCUGAGAUUUUUGCGAUCUUGCAAUGAUUUCCUUGCUCGGCAUUUAGCAAGGCUUCCAUUCACCAGUGAACCACAUCAGUCUUCAGAGCUGAACCAGAUGGCCUGGCUGCUGAAAACGGUGGCUAUUGAAUUAAAAGUAACAGCUUCUCAGAUGCAUCACUCACAGUUGGGAAACCUCGUGAACUUGUUGGUACGGGAGCAAGGUGAAGAGAUGGUGGCUGUCUCUGUAGAAGAGAAUGCACCAUCAGAAAUGACAGAGGUGACCACCAUCAUGCAACUCAGCCACUACUUGGCAACACCCAGCACAUUUGCCAGUGCAACUCGCCACCGUGAUCCUCUUCUGUUGAGACUGCUUCACUUCCUUGAUUUCUCUCUGGACCGUGUGACAGCACCCAACUGGGAAUUCUUUGAACCUUCUCAAGUAGAACAGGUUCUUGUACAGUGUGAAAUGUCGGUAACAGGGAGUGGAUUGAAGUUAAUAGAUGUGAAGAAAUUGCACCGUAUCCUCAUGGAGGAGCUGACAGCGAUUCAGAGCAGCUCCACUGCUGGUCAACGACAGCUCAUAUUGCAGGAGAUUCAGGCUGUACUGAUGUAUGCUCUGAAGCACAAUGUUCAUCGUUCUCAUGUGGGAUCAACAGUGUGCUAUAUGGAUGCAUGGCGUCAAGUAUCUGAGGUUCUGUUUGCAGUUACACCACCUGAGGUUCUUCCAUUUGAGUUACGCAAGCAGCUGCUUCUGGAGACUGUUCACUUGCUGCUGAGGAAGGUACUGCUGCAAGAUGCAUUGCCUGAGUUGGCAAACUUGGCAUCAGGAGUGGUUUUACUUCUGCUGGUAAACCUUCGUCAUUGCUUAAUGUUGAAGCAGAAGGAAGCAAAAUUUGGACCAGUGAAGGACCAUCUUGGUAGCAGCAUUUCUGGUAUACCAGAUUAUUUUGAUACCUGUAAUAUGCCAUCACUUCAAGCUAACACUGCAACACUAAAAGUGAUCUUGUCCAGUAUUGUUGAAUGGAUAUUGAAAUCAGGCAUUGCGUCACAGCAGCUGAGAGCAAAUUUGUAUGGUGCUCUUCUGAAUUUCUUGCACAUCGCAUGUAUUGGUGGAACAUUGGUGCCAGAGGUGCCUAGUGAGGAUACAAAAACAAACAGCCUCUUUGUGAGUCGACUGGACAGCUCACGGUAUCGGGCAGGUGUUACUGAACAACGCAGCCAGUGCCAAGCUAGUAUGGAUGUUAUUGUUGGCUUUGGUGAAGGACUAGUCGAUGUUUUAUGUCAUGAUUGCACAGGAGGUCAUGAUGUGUGUAAGAUGUUGGCCCUGUCAUGUCUGGACAAGCUCAUAGAGCUGGAUCCUCACACCAGCUGGGUUUCAUUUUUGUCAUCACAUGGCUAUCUCAAACACCUAAUUGACAGCUUACUAGAUUCUGAUGAGAAACUUCUUUCAGUACUUGAAACAGUUCCCACUACGCUCCGUCCACUCUACCUGUAUGAAUCUAAAAUGGCAUUGCUGUGUCGUAUUGCAUCCACCCAUUCUGGUGCGGAGUUGUUGCUAGAACAUGGCACGUUUUCCUGCCUUUCAUCCAUGGCAGUAUUUGACCACCACCCUGAUAUUGUCAGGUCAAAGUAAG